Messenger RNA from Coregonus clupeaformis (lake whitefish), 976 nucleotides. RefSeq names its product meiosis/spermiogenesis associated 1 (gene meig1). Gene Ontology annotation, cellular component: nucleus. The transcript has 4 exons. NCBI's taxonomy places the organism in Eukaryota, Metazoa, Chordata, Actinopteri, Salmoniformes, Salmonidae. The record is from RefSeq and is a predicted model, not a curated record. Bases 519 to 800 code for a protein of 93 amino acids.
CACUAGUCAGUUACAAAAACAACACCUUGUUAGAUAGCUAGCUUAUCUGCCAAGUUACAAUGUAAGAACAUGUUCAACUGAUGGUCACACCACAGAUAGAACAAUGAGCUAGCUAGUUAUAAAAUGGACUAGACAUGAAACAUAUUUGGUUACACAAUACAAAAACCAAAGAAGAAGAAGAAGAAGAAGAAGAAGAAGGAAGGUUUGGGUUGCUAGGCUACUGAGGACAAGCUACCUCAUCAUCAACACUUGAGACUUGUGAGUCUUGCCCGAUACAGCUAUGGUUAGCGUGUAAGAAUGAAGAGAGCAGUUCUGCCUGGUCUCCCUCUACAAUUUCCUGUACCGAGACUGGCUAUCUGACAAGUGACAGGCAGAACCACCUGCUGCACCCCAGGACAGGAGAACGGAGAGAAAUAGAAAAUCCGCCAUACCCUACUUCUGCCACCUAAUUCACAUUUGAGGAUCCCCCUCCCCAUAUAACCUACUAUGUCGCCUGUGGACAUCCUCUCUGCAGCACAAUGUCUUGUGCAGCAUACUUAGAUGGCAACGCAACGCCAAAGUCCAUGAGCAGAGCCAAACAAUGGACUGACGAGGUGGAGAACUUAUACAGAUUCCAACAGGCAGGCUACAGAGAUGAACUGGAAUACAAACAAGUAAAGCAAGUUGACUUGAUUGACAGGUGGCCUGAGACUGGGUUUGUGAAGAAGCUUCAGCGUCGAGACAACACAUUCUAUUACUACAACAGAAAAAGAGAAUGUGCAGACAGAGAAGUCCAUAAAGUGAAGGUCUAUGCAUACUAAAGUCAGAAGUGUACAGCAAUCUCUUUUCCAUUUUGAAUAACUUUUCCCAUAUUUUUGAAGAAGACGUCAGUAGGAAGGAAGGCAGCACCAUCAUCCCAUCCCUGUGGUCCUCUGUAGCUCAGCUGGUAGAGCACGGCGCUUGUAACGCCAAGGUAGUGGGUUCGAUCCCCGGGACC